UAACAGGAGAGUCGUAAUACUUUGUGUGAACUACAAGACACACAGUGAAAACAAGUGGUUUAACGGUCUGAUCAUCUUUCUCUGCCUCCUUGACGACAUCGUUCUUUGGUUGUUUGAUUUGCUGCAAAGGAAGAUAUGGGAGAUGUACUUACAGAGCUUCCGCCCUCUUCAAGGUUCUUUCAGGAAGAUCUGGACAACUUCACAACUUCAUCACCACCGCUUUCGUCUCCUUCCCUUCUGUUAACUAAUCUUAAACCUGAUAAGCCUCUACAUCCUUCUCUGCUCAUCAUUGCAUUAUCUUCCCCUUCUCUUUAUGUUUUCCACCAUAUAUCCUCAAAGACCCUAAUCGGCAGUCUCGUACUACCUGAGAUCCCUUUCUCAGCAAACUUGAUCGGGCCCUCUCUUGGUGAUAAGUCUUGCAAUAUUUAUGCUCUCAAUGAUGCUGACAAAUUAACACUCGUUGUCUCAGUACAGUACUGCUCUGUCAGUGCUGAGAGGUCCAUUGCAGUUGCUAAGUUGCUUAUUGGUGAUCAAAUAAUUCCUGAGAGGGUUCUAAUAUUGGAUUCAGUUCAGAACCAGAAUUUCCGGGGUAGGCUGGCACCAGACGAGAUAAAUGCUUUCAAGCUGGAGACAUCAGCAGAGAGGAAAGGACUGGGUGAUGAUGGUUCAUCCUUACAGAAAGGUUUAGACUAUUUUCCUUCAGGGAGUGUACUGGAUGGCUUGGCAGCUGCUCUGUUGGCAAGAUGUCAGAUGAGAAAAAUCAGAGGAACUCUUUGUGUUUCAUGGCCUCAACAUGGUGUUUCUGUGGUGGCUAUGGUCAAGUCUCUGCUGCAGAGGAAUGUGUUGCAUGGCUUUGACUUGAGCUCAAUUGGAGAUUCCAAGGAUGAAUCUUCAAGGUUCAGUUCAAUUAAGAAUUAUCCUUUUGAUUCUGAUAUGUAUACAUGAUGCGUUUUAGGUUUAUAGUGUUUCUUUAGUUCGUAGCUAUACUUUGCUCUUACAAGAAUUUUGAAAGAUAUGAGCAGGAAGAUUGUUUGAUUUCCUCUUUA
Populus nigra (black poplar) is the source of this 1046-nucleotide messenger RNA. RefSeq lists its product as uncharacterized. The record is from RefSeq and is a predicted model, not a curated record. NCBI's taxonomy places the organism in Eukaryota, Viridiplantae, Streptophyta, Magnoliopsida, Malpighiales, Salicaceae. The coding region runs from base 136 to 945 and encodes 269 amino acids. The transcript has 2 exons.